Passer domesticus (house sparrow) is the source of this 913-nucleotide messenger RNA. RefSeq lists its product as uncharacterized. The record is from RefSeq and is a predicted model, not a curated record. NCBI's taxonomy places the organism in Eukaryota, Metazoa, Chordata, Aves, Passeriformes, Passeridae.
AUGCCUAUCUUCCGUGUUGUUCUGGUAGCUGUCCUUCAGAAGGACAGCAAGACAGCUGGUUACAGUGUAGCCUGUGAAGAAGGCCUGUGUUGUGGCCAGCAGGAGCAGGGAGGUCAUUCUUCCCCUGUACUCAGCACUGGCGAGGCAGCACCUUGAGUGCUGUGUCCGUUCUGGCCCCUCAGUUUGGGAAGGAUGUUGAGACGCUUGAACAUGUCCAGAAGAGGCAAUGAGUCUGGUGUCUGGUUCCUCCCAGGGUUUGUAUUUUGGGAACACAGAGCCUGUGAGGAACGACUGAGGGAGCUGGGGGUGCUCAACCUGGAGAAAAGGAGACUCAGAGGUGACCUCAUCACUCUCUACAACUCCCUGAAAGAUCAUUGUAGUCGUGGGGUUGGUCUCUUCCACCAGGCAGUAACUGACAGAACAAGAGGACACAGUCUCAAGCUGUGUCAAGGGAAAUGUAGGUUGGAUAUUAGGAAAAAGUUUUUCAUGGAAAGAGUGAUAAAGUACUGGAAUGGCCUGCCCAGGGAGGUGGUGGAGUCACCAUCCCUGGAUGUGUGAAAAAGACUGGAUGUGGCACUCAGUGCCAUGGUUCAGUUGAGAUGUUGGACAUGGGUUGGACUCGAUGAUCUUUAAGGUCUCUUCCAACCUAGUCAUUCUAUGAAUUCUGUAAAUAUUCUGAAUGGGUUAGGUGCAGAGUCCUUUACAGGUUAAAUGAGUGGUGCAACAGCUGGAUGGACUUGGAAGUAGAACGGCUUUCCUGUGAGUGUGUCAAUAGUACUGAGUUAGUGUUCUCAUGGGGCUUCUGUGACUGCAGGCUGGAAUUUGCUACCCUGGAGCUUUGUCUCUGAGGAGUUUUUCUUCAGUUUUCUGCUACAGCAGAGCUGUAUUUCUUUACUUGUGGCCAGAAGAUGGG